AUGUCAGAUCUUGGCGAUUGGCUUCGAACUGUGCCAAUAAUCACCAGACAUUGGUUCGUUAUUUCCGUUAUUCUGCCACUGCUGGGAAGAUUUGGAUUCAUUAAUCCAGCAUGGAUGUUUUUAGAAUGGAAUUUAGUCAUAAACAAGUUUCAGAUUUGGCGACCAAUCACAGCUCUUCUUUUUUACCCCCUCUCGCCACAAACUGGAUUCAAUUGGUUAAUGAUGGUCUACUUUUUGUAUACAUACUCCAAAUCGUUAGAAAGUGAUAUUUUCUCUGGAAGGCCUGCUGAUUAUUUAUAUAUGCUUCUUAUUUCAUGGUUUGUCUGUGCGGGCAUGUGCAUGGCGAUUGGAGUUUAUUUCCUUUUAGAGCCAAUGGUGAUGUGUGUUUUAUACGUAUGGUGUCAAAUGAAUAAAGAUACUAUCGUAUCCUUCUGGUUUGGAAUGCGAUUCAAGGCUGCAUAUUUGCCAUGGGUUCUUUGUGGUUUCAACGCCAUUUUAAGAGGAGGAGGAUUAAACGAGUUGAUUGGAAUUUUUGUUGGUCACGUUUACUAUUUCCUCGCCUUCCAGUAUCCAGGUGACCACAAUGGUGUUCGGAUCUUGGAAACACCUGAGUUCAUGUAUCAAUUGUUGCCAAAUGAAGAAGGAGGCGUCCACGGAUUUGGUGGAAGUGAAGAAGCUCGAAGAAAUCCACCAAGACCUCGGGGUCAUGUUUGGGGACAAGGUGUUAGACUAGGACAAUAA
Messenger RNA from Caenorhabditis bovis, 741 nucleotides. Lineage: Eukaryota; Metazoa; Nematoda; Chromadorea; Rhabditida; Rhabditidae. The record is from the annotation of a GenBank genome assembly.